GUCAAAAUGGCGGGUAUGACAAGUGUGGUGCGACUGCUCGAAAGACAUAAGAAAGAAUUUAAUGAUUUAGAUGCAACUUUAUUACUCCAAAAACUUGAAUCAGUUGGAGUAAUUAAUGCUGAUGAAAGAAGACAAUUACAGGAAGUAGCUUCAUCAUCAAAAAGGACAGAUGGAUUAAUUACAAUAAUUUCAAGCAAAGGAUAUUCUGCCUUUCAAGAUCUGUGUUUAUCUUUGGAAAGCGUGUGUCCCCAUCUGCUCACGAAGUUUGCCUUAGAUAUUGCAGGUCCGGAAUCGGACGGUCCUAGCAGUACAAAUAAUUUGAAGCUGGGCCUGCAGUUGGCAUUGAAAGAGCGAGACUCUGCGUUGAGAGAAAACGCUGCCGCCGUCCAACAGCGAGAGUCCGCUUUGCGUCAGUACAGCAAAAUGAAGCAUGAGAGGGACAGGGCGUUAGCGAAUCUAGAAUCAUUGUCACCCAAGCUGUCCAACAGGGACUUGGAUGUGUCUCCGUCACCAGAAAAUGGAGAUUGCGACGCAUCUCCUAAAUGGACCGAAAAAACAUGUUUCUCCGAAGCUUUUACCGAUCCCGUCGAAGAAGUGGUUUGGCUGCUAUAAAUGCUUGGAUCCUUUACAAAGAAACGACAGGAAGACAAAUAUAACGAAAAGAGCUCUUGUUUCAAUUAGCAGAACAGCUUUCCACCGAAUACAGAGCUGCAAGACAGAAAAAGUCAUCAGAACAUGAAGACCACAAAGAUCAACUGCAACAUCAUCAAAUGCAACCCAUUCUAACAAACGCAAAAUUUGUCAAGUACGACUUUGCCACAACAACAAAACAAAUAAUAUAUGUGAAAAAUGUCAAAAGUACGUAUGCGGAAGAUGUACACAUAAAAAGAUUUACACUUUCAUUUGCAAAAAAUGUACAAAUAAUAAUGCAUAAAUUAUUUUUUUCCCAAGUGAAGUAA
Messenger RNA from Stegodyphus dumicola, 959 nucleotides. RefSeq names its product tight junction protein 1-like. NCBI's taxonomy places the organism in Eukaryota, Metazoa, Arthropoda, Arachnida, Araneae, Eresidae. The record is from RefSeq and is a predicted model, not a curated record. Gene Ontology annotation, cellular component: bicellular tight junction; plasma membrane. Gene Ontology annotation, molecular function: cell adhesion molecule binding. Gene Ontology annotation, biological process: cell-cell junction organization; protein localization to cell-cell junction; cell-cell adhesion.